Carassius carassius (crucian carp) is the source of this 1796-nucleotide messenger RNA. Its product is annotated as solute carrier family 25 member 33. Lineage: Eukaryota; Metazoa; Chordata; Actinopteri; Cypriniformes; Cyprinidae. Gene Ontology annotation, cellular component: mitochondrion. Bases 139 to 1083 code for a protein of 314 amino acids. Gene Ontology annotation, molecular function: pyrimidine nucleotide transmembrane transporter activity. The record is from RefSeq and is a predicted model, not a curated record. The transcript has 7 exons. Gene Ontology annotation, biological process: pyrimidine nucleotide import into mitochondrion.
AGUUCUCAGCCUCGGCGUUAUCCGGGUUUAGAGCUAGAGGAGCCGCUUGUCGGGCAUCAUCAGGCCGCCGUCCUAGAGACUACGGUUUGGUUUUUAUUUCAAGUUUAACGUUCUUGUGAGGAACGAUGGCUAUUUGAAAUGGCACAGAAAGACACCCUGUUACAUCUCUUCGCAGGGGGGUGUGGUGGAACUGUAGGUGCCAUCAUGACCUGCCCCCUGGAGGUAUUAAAAACCAGACUACAGUCAUCUGGCCUCACCCUCAGACCUGUUUUCCAGGUCCAGCUGGGUGCAUUCAACGGUGCUGGCGUCAUUAGACCAGGACCCGUCACCCCUGGCUUGCUACAAGUGUUACGGUCAAUUCUAGAAAAAGAGGGACCAAAAUCUCUAUUCAGAGGAUUGGGUCCAAAUCUUGUUGGUGUUGCACCUUCAAGGGCGAUCUACUUUGCAGCUUAUUCAAAGUCAAAAGAGACUUUCAAUGGCAUCUUUGUCCCAAACAGUGGAAUUGUCCACAUGUCCUCAGCUGGCUUUGCAGCAUUUGUCACAAACUCCCUGAUGAAUCCUGUCUGGAUGGUCAAAACAAGAAUGCAGCUUGAGAGAAAGGCACGUGGGGAGAAGAAAAUGAACGCGUUACAAUGUGCGCGGUACGUGUACAAGACUGAAGGCAUGCGAGGUUUUUACCGGGGCCUGACAGCAUCGUAUGCCGGCAUCUCAGAGACCAUGAUCUGCUUCCUUAUUUACGAGACGCUGAAGAAGUACCUAGCACAGAGUCGGUUCACCACACCUGACACGGACACAGAAAAAGGGGCUUCAGAUUUCUUGGGCCUCAUGGCUGCUGCUGCAUUUGCCAAGGGUUGUGCCUCCUGCAUAGCCUAUCCACAUGAGGUAAUUCGGACAAGACUAAGAGAAGAAGGAAGCAAAUACAAGUACUUCUUUCAGACGGCGCGCCUAGUGGCGGUGGAAGAGGGAUAUGCAGCUUUUUACAGAGGACUCAUUCCACAGCUCAUCAGACAGAUCCCCAACACCGCCAUAGUGCUGUCCACCUAUGAGCUCAUUGUCCAUCUGCUGGGUGAACCCUCCAAAUGAAGCUGCACACAACAUACAUUUGACCUGCAGCUAAAGUGGACAGGAAAGAAUCCAUUGUAGAAAGGGAUGUUUAUUUGGAUUACCCAAAGACUUUAAAUAGCUUUUUUUAUUUUAAGUUGACUGCAUAUGUUAUAAGAACUGUUUUGCUUGUUUGUGUGUUAUGUAAGUGGCGCAUAUUGCAUAGCUACUCCAUGAUGUUUGUGUAUACUGUAUCAGUGUACAGCAAAAGUUCAACUGAAUAUAAAAAUAGGGCUUUUAAGUUAACUAAAUUAUUCUUAUUAUAAGUAGCGUUUUGUUGCAGGCCAUUGAAGUCUUUGGAUCUAUGAUAUGGUACAUGUCCAAGAGUUUUGUAGAGUUUAAGAGGAGUUAAUCAUUGGUGGAUCCGGGUUUUAUUAUGUUCUUGGAAGGAAUGCUGAUGAUACUGUAAUGGGGCGUAGAAAUGCUUGUUAGCAGCCAACAAGUUCACGUUGCAAUAUUACUUCACGACAACUAGUAGCACUGGAAUCUGACCAAUCAAUUCCAUUCACCUCUUUACUAGAAACCUUUAAUCUGUUUACUAUAUGUUAUAGUUGUUAAUCUUUUACAGAAAAGGAGGGCCUUGAUGCAUAUGCAGCUGUGGGUUUGAUAAAUUAAAUAAGGACAAUUAUUUUUGUUGUUGUUGUUGGGAAUGCACAGAUAAAAUGAACCACAUAAAUAAAUAUACCUUUUUAAGA